This is a messenger RNA of Dentiscutata erythropus, 196 nucleotides long. The record is from the annotation of a GenBank genome assembly. Lineage: Eukaryota; Fungi; Glomeromycota; Glomeromycetes; Diversisporales; Gigasporaceae.
UAAUAACAAGCCAGUUAAAGUUAGAAGACGUGUCCAAAGAACUUCAUAUAAGGUAUCAGAAAAACUUACUGUUAUUCAAGAAGCAAAGCAAAUUGGUGUUUUGGCUGCUUCACGUUACUUUGGUAUUGAUCAGUCUAUAGUGUCACAAUGGAAAAAUAGUGAAGAAAAAUUUAAUAAUGUUAUAUCUAGUAACUGA